This is a messenger RNA of Hymenoscyphus albidus, 1311 nucleotides long. The record is from the annotation of a GenBank genome assembly. Lineage: Eukaryota; Fungi; Ascomycota; Leotiomycetes; Helotiales; Helotiaceae.
CUCACCGUCAUUUAUCCUUAAUCUCAUCUCUUUCUACUUAACUUAAGAACCACAAACCACACCAUCGUACAUCAUUACCAUGCCUCCCAAGCUCCCGAGGAGUUUCGACACACCACUAGCUCCCUUUACUGGAGUAAUUAGCACCGACCUCGCAUCGGAAUUUCCUGCUGCGAAGGGCCGCUAUGCCCUCUACAUUCAUCUUGGCUGUCCUUGGGCUCAUAGAACUCAUAUCGUCUACCGUCUUAAGCAACUUGAAUCUAUUAUCGCCCUCAGUGUUGUCUCGAUUCAUCGUAAUGGCGAGAACGGAUGGAAAUAUGAUGGUACGGGUGGUUCUGAUGAAACUGAUCCUGUUGAAGGCUUCCGUAAUUUCAGGGAGUUGUAUGAGAAAGCGGACCCUGGGUUUGCAGGUAGUUCCUCCGUUCCGCUUAUCUGGGACCGUGAGAAGAAGACUAUAGUGAGCAAUGAUAGUGUUGGCAUUAUCCGUAUGCUCUUCGAUGCGUUUGAUGCUUUUCUGCCUGAGGAAAUUAGAGAGGUGAAUAAACCUGGAGGUGGUUUGCGUCCAGAGAGUUUGAAGGAAGAGAUUGACGAAUUGAGUAACUCGAUUGAAAUGAGUUACAAUUGGGGAACGUACAAGAUUGGUAUGGUUGCCUCACAAAAAGACUACGAUGGAUGCAUGAAAGCAUUGUUUGGUUUGCUUGGUGAACUCGACGAGAGGCUGGCAAAGAGCAAGUUCUUGCAUGGUGAUCAUAUCACUGAAACAGAUAUCCGGUGCAGUCAAACUUUUCGUCUCAAUCCAUUCAUCCAUUCUCGGGGCAUGAAAAUGUGUCAAAGUUUACAGGUGAAGCUUUAAUGUUAGCUUAGAAAGCCAAUUAAUGUUGUUGGUGAAGAUUCUUUCCAACCACCGUCCGUUUUGAUAUCGCAUAUUAUACAAUCUUUCGGUGCAACUGGAAGCAGAUUCGCUACGACUACCCAAACAUCCAUCGAUGGUUGAGAAAGCUUUAUUAUGAGGUCGACGAGGAAUUCAAAGGUGCAUUCAAGAGCACUACUCACUUUGACAUUGUGAGUUUGAACCUUGCCGCUUAACAUGGGUGUGUAAGAUACUGAUGUAAUGUAAAGUUUAUGGAGGGAUACGCGCUUUCUGCAAUGGGAAUGGAUCUUGUGCCUUGGGGUCCAGCCGUUCCGAUAAUGACUUUGGAUGCGUGAAAGUAGAGUGAGGUCUAUGUAGAGGGGGUUAACUCGGUUAGAGUAAGAUUACUAGUAAUGAUGGAAUGCUGUUUACGGAUUGACCGGAGCGAGAAUCUCAGUCAUUAC